Perkinsus marinus ATCC 50983 is the source of this 1491-nucleotide messenger RNA. Its product is annotated as DNA polymerase IV, putative. NCBI's taxonomy places the organism in Eukaryota, Perkinsozoa, Perkinsida, Perkinsidae. Gene Ontology annotation, biological process: error-prone translesion synthesis. The record is from RefSeq and is a predicted model, not a curated record. Gene Ontology annotation, cellular component: nucleus. The transcript has 11 exons. Gene Ontology annotation, molecular function: DNA-directed DNA polymerase activity; damaged DNA binding. The coding region runs from base 1 to 1491 and encodes 496 amino acids.
AUGGCUGCGAGAAGGCAUUGUGCCUGCGAGUCAGAACGAUGGUGCUGUGUGAUCGAUAUGGAUAUGUUCUAUGCUGCUGUGGAGAUAAGAGACGACCCCUCCCUUCAUGAUGUCCCUCUCGCGGUGGGUGGCGACUCAAUGAUAUCAACAGCGAACUACGUCGCCCGGAAGUAUGGAGUCCGCGCGGCCAUGCCCGGCUUUAUAGCACGUGAGCUGUGUCGGCGACAAGGCGUAGAAUUGAGGUUCAAGCCUGUGGACAUGCCCCGUUAUCAAGCUGCUAGUAAGAUCUUCAAGGAUACAGUAUCGCUCUAUGGCCCUAUGAAGAUGCUCUCGUUAGAUGAGGCGUACAUUGAUAUUACUGCAAAAGUGGCAGAGGCAGCGAUGGUGGAUGAGAGUAUAAGUGAGGUAGAAGCUGCAUCUUUGCUGGUCUCCCGUAUGCGGGAGGAGGUCUGUGAGAAUAGUAGUGGCCUCACAUGUAGUGCUGGUAUAGCUAGAGGGUGCUUCCGUCUGGCCAAGAUGGCAUCUGAUGUUAAUAAGCCCAAUGGCCAGUUUAUGGUACCAACGACGACCCAAGGGAUGCUGGAGUGGCUACAUAGCAUGCCAAUCCGGAAGUUGCAUGGUGUUGGACGAGUUAGCGAACGAGAGCUCAGCGCUGGACUAGGCAUCCAUAAGGUUGGUGAUAUCAUCAUCAAAGCGGCGGAGUUACUUCACGCGAUGUCUAGUAGUGGAGGUCAUUGGCUCAUCGAUGCAGCCAUGGGGGUGGCCGAUAUGGAGGAUGUUACUGCAGCCGCCGAGUCGGGACCGAAGUCCAUCAGCCAGGAACGGUCGCUAUCAACGGCGAAGUCCGGCUCAGCCGCCUACCUCCAUGAGGUCCUUGAGGAACUAUGCUCACAGGUUAUGGAGCUGUGUGCUGAAAAGGAGCAGUAUGGUCGCUGUGUGACGGUGAAGCUGAAGACGUUUGAAUGGGAUGUGAAGCAGAAGUCCAAUACCCUGAAGAGGGAGGUUCGAAGCGGGAGGCUCUUAUACUCGGCAGCGAGUGAGCUGAUGAGUACAGCCUUGGCGACUCUGAAGAAGCCUAUUCGGUUGCUGGGAGUGAGGGUCUCCUCCUUCCAGACGGCAGUGCCCCAGGGGCAGAGUACUCUUGGGGACUUUCUAGCUGCACAUAAGGCCAGCAGUAGCAGGGUGGCGGUGGAUGAGUGCAUUACUAUUGAGAGCCAUGAACAUGGGGGGAUAGUCGAGGCUUGGAAUUGUACUGUCUGCACCUUCCUCAACAAGGCAACGGAUCGGAGAUGCGAGAUGUGCCAUGAGAAUCGAGUCGGCCCAGUAGCUGAGCUGGGGAGUAGUCGUGGUAGCAAGAGGCCUAUGCUGGAUGGUGGGGGCAGUAGGGCUAGGAAGGUCCACAAGAAGGGCGCUAUAGAGAGAUACAUGACAAGAAGGGCCCCCUCUACUAGUGAGGGCUCUGGCAUGGUUAUAGACCUAACACAGGAUUGA